AUGCAGGCAGAGAUCGUCAAGCGUCUCAGUGCCAUCUGUGCUCAGAUCAUCCCUUUCCUCUCUCAGGAGCACCAACAACAGGUGGUCCAAGCAGUGGAGAGGGCCAAACAGGUCACCAUGGCAGAACUAAAUGCCAUUAUUGGGCAGCAGCAGCUCCAGCACCUGUCUCACCACGCCCCCGGCAUUCCCCUGACGCCACACCCAUCAGGCUUGUCCCUGGGUGCAGGGAGCUCAGGACUUUUGGCAUUGACUGGAGCCCUAGGGGUGUCCGCUCACCUUGCUUCUAAAGAUGAGCGAAAUCAUCUUGAUCAAGAACAUCUCAGAGAGGGGGCCCCAAGUAGGAGUAAGUCGGUCUCAUCAACAGACAGCCAGCCCACUGAGGAGCACCAAGGACCAUCAGGAGGAUAUUCAGCCUUGCAGGGUGGAGCUGAAGCCAAGAGGAGACGCUGUGAUGACAAAGAUCCUAUCCCUCCACACUCCUAUGACAGUGAUGGAGACAAAAGUGAGGACAAUCUUGUGGUGGACGUCUCCAAUGAGGAGCCUAACUCUCCCACCGGCAGUCCGCCUCAUUCCCCUCAUGGGAACGGGCUGGACCGGGCCCCGACCCUGAGGAAAGAGCUGCCUGGUUCCUCGAGCACAGGUGAGGCACCUUCCACGCCAAACCCACGCAGCCCUACCCCAGGGAAGGCCAAGGACCCUGCCCAGAUGGAUAAAUCCCAGUCUCCACUGUCUAAGUCUGGCACCCCGUCCCCAUCCCACCGUGAGGCCCUUACCCCAGGAUCAACAGGAGCCCCUGGAGCUCCAGGCCCCAGCACCUCCUGCCUUCGCCUUGUCAGCAAAGCAGCAACAAGUGCUGACCCAUUAGCUCUCCGCAGUCCCAUGUCUGUGCCCCCUGGUUCAUACCCGGCUCAUUUUGGCGUGGUGUCCCACGCAGGGCUGAACGGGGAGCUGGCCAGCCCCGGGGGAUUUGGAGGAGCUCUGACGCUCUCUCCGCAGAUCAGCGCCGCUGCCGGUGCCUACUCCCGUAGCCCCAUGGUGGCAUUUGACUCUCGGUCUCACUUAAGAACACAGGGGCUGUCCUCCUCCCUUCCUGGCUCCUCUGGUGGCAAACCAGCCUACUCCUUUCAUGUCAGCGCAGACGGCCAGAUGCAGCCGGUGCCGUUCCCCCCUGACGCCCUCCUGGGCCCGGGGAUCCCACGUCAUGCCCGUCAGAUCCACACACUGAGCCACGGAGAGGUAGUGUGCGCCGUCACAAUCAGCACCUCCACUCGUCACGUCUACACAGGAGGAAAGGGCUGCGUCAAGGUGUGGGACAUCAGCCAGCAGGGAAGCAAGAGCCCCAUGGCCCAGCUGGACUGUUUGAACAGGGAUAACUACAUCCGUUCCUGUAAAAUCCUCCCCGAUGGUCGAACCCUGAUCGUUGGAGGCGAGGCCAGCACUCUGUCCAUCUGGGAUUUGGCCACACCGACUCCACGCAUCAAGGCGGAGCUGACGUCGUCUGCUCCAGCCUGCUACGCCCUGGCCAUUUCACCGGACAAUAAGGUCUGCUUCUCCUGCUGCAGCGACGGCAACAUUGUCGUCUGGGACCUGCACAACCAGACCCUGGUCAGGCAGUUCCAGGGCCACACAGACGGAGCAAGCUGCAUCGACAUCUCCAAUGAUGGCACCAAGCUCUGGACGGGAGGGCUGGACAACACGGUCCGCUGCUGGGACCUCAGAGAGGGCCGGCAGCUGCAGCAGCAUGACUUCACCUCACAGAUCUUUUCUCUGGGCUACUGCCCCACAGGCGAGUGGCUGGCUGUAGGGAUGGAGAGCAGCAACGUGGAAGUCCUGCAUGUCUCCAAACCCGACAAGUACCAGCUGCACCUCCAUGAGAGCUGCGUCCUCUCCCUCAAGUUUGCAUACUGUGGAAAGUGGUUCGUCAGCACAGGCAAAGACAAUCUGUUGAAUGCAUGGAGGACACCAUAUGGAGCAAGCAUUUUCCAGUCCAAGGAGUCGUCAUCUGUGCUGAGCUGCGACGUCUCCCCAGACGACAAAUACAUAGUGACGGGCUCUGGGGACAAGAAGGCCACUGUGUACGAAGUUGUGUAUUAAUGAAUAGGAGGACAGAGGAGAAAAAACAGGUUGGGAGGGGAUCUUUUUUAUUAUUUUGAGUGGGAGGUUAUGCAUCCACCCCACCCCAUCCCGUAUAUUAUCAACACCACCAUCCGCCUUUAUCUUCUUGAAUCAUCACUAUGCCCCCUUGUUUUGCUGUAAUAUAAGAUGCUAUAGUUGUUCCCAGAUGUCUCCACACCCUCCCCUUCCUCCACGAGGUUUAAGCUCAUUGAAAGAGGCGUGAUAGCUGAGAGUGAGGCAGAAUGAGAAAGAGCAAGAUAAGAAAGACAAAGGGAAAAGGGUGGUGGAGUGUAAAGAUAAAGUUGUGAGGAGAAAGGGGGGAGAAAUGAGUAGAGGGAGCGAUAGUGCGGAAGGAAGAGAAAUUAAAUGGGGGGAGGGGGUAAUUAAGGCUGUUUCCUGAUUAAGAGCUCAGUGGAAGGGAGGCCCCCGGAGGAGGUGCGGAGCGGCACUGUGGGAGUGCCAGCCAGGAGCACUGAUACCACACAAUCGAUUCAUUAGCCAGACAGUGGAGGCCUUAAUGAGGCUGACGCUGAGGCUCUGUCUCCAAAGCGAGAGGUGUCAGGAGCCAGGGAGCAAUGACGACGCGAGAUGCUGCGGAUUUCCACAUAAACUGACAUGAAAACCUGCUCGACGCACAGAGCCGAGAGUACAAACACUCAGUUACAUCCCCCCUGCCGCUUGAGGUAAACUUAUGACGGGGAGGAAAAACACACAACACACCAAGCUCCCAAUUAAACAUUCAUCCCAACGCCUUGCUUCAUCUUUCUGCUUAAUAUCUAUUUUAUUUUGGUCUGACAAAGGCAGCAGCCUAAUGAGCAGGGGAGUCGAUGGGAUUCUCCCAGGGCCCGGAGACAUAAACACAACAUCAGCCGAUCCGUAGCCUCUAAUUCCUCCGGAUUGUACUCCUGACAUCCAGCGCCAUGCUUACUCUCAUUAAAAGGCACUGUCAGCUAGAUGAAGUAGCAGCAAACCAAGCUCACUGUGAGGCACACUAGAGGGCGAAUUAACACCAUGCAUUUACACCAUCAUCAGCAGCUAACUAAGCAGUGACUAAUCAGAUUCUGUUUAAAUUUAAAGCAACUAGUCACUGUUUUCAUUUCCACGCAAUUCCUCAUCUCUAUUUCUACCUUGUUAUAUAACCAAUUAUUAUUUUUUAACUAGACUAAACACCUUAAGGACAUUCAGAAGUUUAAAUGCCUGCACCACUCUGUCUGUAAGCUGUGUGGAAAUUGGCUAAGUCCACAAAAUGAAAGACUCUUUUAUCUGAGUGCAGCACACUGUGUCCAACAAGUGCUGCUAAGAUCACCAAUUAGAAUGCUGUAUCUUGUUUGUAUGAUCCUUGGAAAUGCCAGAGUGUGAAAAUAAAUUACCACUCUUACAUGGUUUGGAACGGUUGCCUUGACAACCUGUGGCAUUGCAGGAAGUUUGUGGUUGUGUCCGAAAAACAGCUCGGCUCAAAAUUAACCUCUUUUUCUGUUUUAAAUAAGCCCUCAAUGUGCUUUUUGUUGAAUUUUAAAAAAAUAGAUCCUGUAUCUUAGACUGAAGGGGAGACGGGUCGUUUAUGGAUUUAGAUUUUUUAAAUUGAAUC
Messenger RNA from Cyprinodon variegatus (sheepshead minnow), 3703 nucleotides. It is a transcript of the gene tle2b, whose product is annotated as protein groucho-1-like. The transcript is spliced from 17 exons. Lineage: Eukaryota; Metazoa; Chordata; Actinopteri; Cyprinodontiformes; Cyprinodontidae. The record is from RefSeq and is a predicted model, not a curated record. Gene Ontology annotation, molecular function: protein binding; transcription corepressor activity. The coding region runs from base 1 to 2094 and encodes 697 amino acids. Gene Ontology annotation, biological process: regulation of DNA-templated transcription; negative regulation of canonical Wnt signaling pathway. Gene Ontology annotation, cellular component: nucleus; transcription regulator complex.